UGCAGGGGCCCCGGGCAGAAGCCGGCCACUCCCCACUCUGCCACUGCCGGGAUGGGCCUGACGGUGGCUCAGACAGGCCUGGCGGUCCUGGUGCUGCUGCAGUGCUGCUCUGCCUACAAACUGGUCUGCUACUACACCAACUGGUCCCAGUACCGGGAAGGGGAAGGGCGAUGCUUGCCCGAUGCCAUCAGCCACUUCCUCUGCACCCACAUCAUCUACAGCUUCGCCAACAUAAGCGACAAUGAGCUUGACACGUGGGAGUGGAACGACGCCACGCUCUAUGGCAUGCUGAAUGCACUCAAGACCAGGAACCCCAACCUGAAGACCCUCCUGUCUGUGGGAGGGUGGAACUUUGGCUCUCAGAGAUUUUCCAAAAUAGCCUCCAACACCCAGAGCCGCAGGCAGUUCAUCAAGUCUGUGCCGCCAUUUCUGCGUGCCCAUGGCUUCGACGGGCUGGACCUGGCCUGGCUCUACCCGACACGGAGAGACCGGUGGCAUUUCACCAAGCUCGUCAAGGAAAUGAAGGCUGAAUUCGCGAAGGAGGCCCAGGGAGGAGCAGAGCAGCUCCUGCUGAGCGCCGCCGUGUCUGCCGGGAAGGUCGCCCUGGACAGUGGCUAUGACAUCGCCCAGAUUUCCCGAUACCUGGAUUUGAUCAGCAUCAUGACCUACGAUUUCCACGGAGCCUGGCGCAGGACCACCGGACACCACAGCCCCCUGUUCCGGGGCCAGGAAGAUGCCAGUCCCGACAGGUUCAGCAACACUGACUACGCUGUGGGCUACAUCUUGAAGCUGGGGGCCCCUGCCAAUAAGCUGGUCAUGGGCAUCCCUGCCUUCGGGAAGAGCUUCACUCUGGCCUCUUCCGAGACGGGUGUUGGCGCCCCCAUCUCGGGGCCGGGACUUCCAGGCCGAUUCACCAAGGAGGGAGGCACCCUCGCCUACUACGAGAUCUGUGACUUUCUCCACGGUGCCACAGUCCAUAGACUCCUGGGCCAGCAGGUCCCUUAUGCCACCAAGGGCAACCAGUGGGUGGGGUACGACGACCUGGAGAGUGUCAAAGCCAAGGUGCGGUACCUGAAAAACAGGCAGCUGGCUGGCGCCAUGGUGUGGGCGCUGGACUUGGAUGACUUCCAGGGCUCAUUCUGCGGCCAGAACCUGCGCUUCCCUCUGACCAACGCCAUCAAGGACGCCCUCGACGCACCUUAGCCUUGUGUUCUGCACACAGUGGAGGCCAAGGAGGCCCUGUUGGCCUCGGGCUCCAGCUGGCCAGGAGCCCCAUUGCCUGCACUGCUGGGUCCUCGGCUGAGCCCCUGGCUCCCUCCCUGGGAACCUGUACAGAAGACAGGGUAGCCUAAGACAGGGUGCUGAGCCCUGGUGGACAGGGAGGUGGUCGGGGCUGUGGCAGGGGCUGUGAGAACCAGCAUGGCAAAAGACCCCAGGUCAGCACACACCUGCCAAUGAGCAGAAAUGCUCGUAGACCCCAGGCCUGGCCCAGGCUGCGUCUUCGACUCCCCACCCACGGCCCUCCCUACCAAAGGACACCAUUUGGGCGAGUGCCGCCACCAUGUAGCCCCAAAUCCUACAAGACCCAGUGACCCUGCUAAUUAUACCCUCUGCAAAGCCAGACUUGAAACCUUCUCUUAGGAACAUAAUCGCGUCUCCUACCCUUCUUCCCUUUCCUAAUCCCACAGCUGUUCAAUAAAGCGCAGCGGCUUGUCGCGUG
This is a messenger RNA of Lepus europaeus (European hare), 1720 nucleotides long. It is a transcript of the gene CHI3L1, whose product is annotated as chitinase 3 like 1. Gene Ontology annotation, cellular component: extracellular region. The transcript is spliced from 10 exons. Lineage: Eukaryota; Metazoa; Chordata; Mammalia; Lagomorpha; Leporidae. Gene Ontology annotation, molecular function: chitin binding. The record is from RefSeq and is a predicted model, not a curated record. The coding region runs from base 52 to 1203 and encodes 383 amino acids. Gene Ontology annotation, biological process: carbohydrate metabolic process; chitin catabolic process.